AUGGUACCAAGCUAUAGUCGAAAGGCUAUAAGUGGCCAGAAUAAUUACCUGGGUACGGUAACAAGCCAGAAGAUAGAUGAAAAUCAAAUGGGCAAUCGCGGAUCUAAGUCAGAAUUUCAAAGCCCACAGCCAAAUGAAAUUUCUGUAAAAGAGCAACGAGUAGAUGGUAGUUAUUUUGGAUUCUAUCCAAAAUUAAGGUGUACUCUAAUGGGCUUCGAAAGAAGCUAUCAAAUCAAAAUCCCUUCUAACCAAUUAAAACUGCUGAAGUUUUUUUCUACUUUAAAUUCAAAACCUGAAACUGAAAUAAACCCUUGGUUUAUAACUGGUUUUGCUGAUGCUGAAGGUUGUUUUUCUAUAAAAAUACAACAAAAUGCUAAAUUAAGCCUUAAAUGGAGAGUUAGACCAGUUUUUUCUAUUACUUUACAUAUCAAAGAUAUAGCCAUAUUAGAAUCAAUUAAAAAUAAAUUAGGUGUAGGAAAUAUAAGCAAAUGUGGAGAAAAAGCGGUAACGUAUGCAGUAGAUUCUAUCAAAGAUAUUCAUGUAAUCAUAAAUCAUUUUGAUAAUUACCCUUUAGUAACACAAAAACUAUCAGAUUACUUGAUAUUUAAACAGUGUUUUGAAAUUAUUAAGCAAGGUAAUCAUUUAACAGAAAUAGGUUUAUUAGAAAUAAUAGGUCUAAAAAGUAAUUUAAAUUUAGGAUUACCUGUUAAGGUAAAGGAAGCUUUCCCAAAUGUUCCUGAAGUUAAUAAGUUAGAAUACAAGUUUAAUGGUAUACCUGAUCCUUUUUGGGUUUCAGGUUUUACUAGCGGUGAAGGUUCUUUUCAGAUAAUUGCUAGAAAUUCCAAUAAUUCAAUAUUUGCAAGAUUUAGUAUACAUUUACAUAUUAGAGACUUAGAAGUUUUAAAAGGAAUUUCUACUUAUUUUAAUGAAUUUACAGAAAAAAAAGUGACUAUGACUGAAAAAAGUGCUCAACUGCAAAUAUCUAAAUUUUCUGAUAUUAACAAUAUAAUUAUACCUUUUUUUAAAAAACACCCUAUAUUAGGGGUGAAAAGUUUGGAUUUUAUAGAUUUUAAAAAAGUAUGUGACAUAUUAAAAACUAAAGAACAUCUAACUUCUACAUCAGUAUAUAAUCAAAUAAUAGAAAUAAAAUCAGGUAUGAAUCUAAAUAGAAAAUAA
Molecule: messenger RNA, 1176 nt
Organism: Postia placenta MAD-698-R-SB12
Lineage: Eukaryota; Fungi; Basidiomycota; Agaricomycetes; Polyporales; Adustoporiaceae
Exons: 1
Coding region: 1-1176 (391 amino acids)
Molecular function (GO): endonuclease activity
Source: RefSeq, a predicted model, not a curated record